UAAACCGAUAAGGCGGAAGUUAGGAAAAAGGACCCGUGACAAAUCGCCCACUUUUCGGAAUUUAUCGACUAAAACAUUCAGAAUGUUGAAAGAAUUGGUGAAGGAGCGACUAAUGGUGGCAGCCGAUGAAAUAUUCGCGCUGUUUGAAAGAACGAUAGCGUCGUACGAGGGGGAACUUUGUCGAACAAGAGAGGAGAAGGAGCGAUAUCGACAACGUCUGGAAGCUGUUGGCAAGACCCAAAUAGUGUUGCGCAUUGAAGACGUCCAGCAGCUUAUUGGUCAUCGAGAAGAAAGUUCCCCUCAACCGCAGGGGGGGAACUCUACUUCAAAGGAGGAGGAUCCACAGCCCCCCCACAUUAAAGAGGAAGCUGAGGAGCUGUGGAUCACUCAGGCCGGGCCAGAAGAGGCCGAUCUCGCCAAGAUGCCCCUGACUGGUGUCUCUGAGAAGACAGAAGACAAACCACAAGUGGACAACCUCCUAGCUCACCCGUCAAAUAGUGAGGACACCACGUCACACCCUCCUGAGGAUGAAGACACCCAAGAACCUUUGAGCAGCAGCAUGGAUUAUUCUUACUGCUACCAAAGGGAGACGGCUAAAAAAUGUUUGACCUGCGCAGUUUGCGAUAAAAGCUUUCCUUACAACAAGGAUAUGACCCGACACAUGAGAACGCACACGGGGGAAAAACCGUUCCGUUGUUCACUUUGCGGCAAAGGGUUCUCGGAGAAGUCACACAUGUCGAUACACAUGAGAACGCACACCGGGGAGAGACCGUUCGGGUGCUCCGUCUGCGCCAAGACGUUCGCCCAGAGGUCCACUUUGGUGCGGCACAUGAGGACGCACACGGGCGAAAAACCCUUCAGCUGCUCCGUUUGCGAUCGGAGAUUCUCCUGGAAGACCAACAUGCUGUCACACAUGAGGACGCACACUGGAGAGAAACUUUUGUACAGCUGCACAGACAGUGGUCAGAAAAGGUCUUGAAAGGCAAACUUACUGUCAGAGAAAAACCUUUUUGAUGUUAAAUUUGUCAUGAGGAUAGACAUUUUUUUGGAAGAACUCUGAUUAGUCUCACGCAUGGUGGUCUACCGUUUGUGACAAUUAUACUAAAACUGACAUAUUUUGUACUAUGCUGCAUUUGUUUCUGGAUUUUUAAUACAAAAACCCAAAACCAGUGAAGUUGGCACGUUGUGUAAAUGGUCAAUAAAAACAGAAUACAAUGAUGUGCAAAUCCUUUUCAAACUAUAUUCA
Molecule: messenger RNA, 1246 nt
Organism: Entelurus aequoreus (snake pipefish)
Lineage: Eukaryota; Metazoa; Chordata; Actinopteri; Syngnathiformes; Syngnathidae
Product: zinc finger protein 572-like
Exons: 2
Coding region: 83-979 (298 amino acids)
Biological process (GO): regulation of transcription by RNA polymerase II
Molecular function (GO): DNA-binding transcription factor activity; RNA polymerase II cis-regulatory region sequence-specific DNA binding
Source: RefSeq, a predicted model, not a curated record